AUGGCACCACCACCAUCAACGUCAAUAGUCUUUGAUUAUCGGACUCAGGUGAUAGAUAACUGCGAGUUCUUCGUGGGAAGAGAUGACAUCGUCACGGUUGUGACCGUCAAAGAGCCCACGGGGGACUUCAAGGCGUACGCGAUACGAUGCAACGAUGUCGCUCGAGAUGCCUUAGUGUCAUCCGACUCGUUCGACACGGUCCAGAAGGCCAUAGAAUCCCUGCAUAUGAAGUCGGCUGAGGCGGUGCACCAGUACAUCACCACCAAUGGCUUCUCCAUGCCGCCCGACCUCAAGGGCGCCAAGCUCGACUCGGAUGCCGACGACGACGCUGCGUCGCUUGCCUCCUCCGGCCAGACCGCGUCUUCCACCGCCGCCCUCUCUGAGUGGGAUAGUUCGGACGAGGAGGCUAUGAUAGCCGAGGGUUUUGCCACAUUUAACGGCGGCAGACCCCGUCCCUCAGCCCGCAAGAACCGCAAGCCAACCGCGCAUGGCAAGAAGCCGCGCGAUCUUGGCGACCUCGAAAACGAGUCUGAUGAGGAGCAAUGGAUGCAGCCCAUGCGUCUCCGUCACGGCAGCCCCGUGCGCUCGGCCUCGAGUGCGAAUCAUCCGCCGCCAGGGCCGCCGGCAUGGCCUGGUGGUCCCCCACCACCUCGUGCGCCUGUGAUGUCGAUGCAUCCUCAGCAUGCGCAUAUGCAGCACCAUCCGCCACCGAUUCAGUUUGCAGGCGUUUCGCAUCCGGGUCAUCACUACCCACAAGGUGGCCCAGCAGUGUCACCACUAUCCCAUCCAUCGCUGAAUACCAACAUGCUUCCCCUGCAUCCUCCUGGUACUCUUCGAUUCAAUGUCCCUCAAUCUACUUCUCCUCCCACCGCAGGCCGUGGACCAGUCCACUGUCGGUCUAUGGCCUCCCUCCCGAACCCAGCGGCCGCAGCCCCAGCAGCAGCACCCAGCCCUCCCGCUCCCGGUCCCCACGCCAACAACACUCAGCACAAAUCCAUCGCCACGUACGCCUUCCCCCACCCUCUCGACAGCACCCGCGUCUACGACGUGCGGCUCACGAUCCGGUGGGGCCACCACGGCGAGCAGCGCAUCAUCGAGAGCUGCCGCGCGUCGGUGCGCGCGCUGCAGGACGCGGCGCUGGCCUACGUCGCGGCGCACCCCGACUCGUUCGACCAGCAGCCCCCGCCGAACCCGAACCCGAACCCGAACAACCAGCAGCACGUCACGGCGCGGUUCUGGAACGAAAUCGGCGCCGUCGCGGACCGUGGCGCGGCGUGUCUGCGCGCCAGCGUGCGCCGCGCCUUCUUCGGCGGGCCCGACGAUAAGGAGGGCUCGUAUGAUAUGAGCGCGUACCGCGGCGACGAUUUGACUAAGCUUUUUAAUGUGCUGGGCGCGGGCAGUAUCCCGCGGUUUGAGAUUGAGGUCGAGUUUGUGGGGUUUGAGGCUCAGGGGGGUGGUAUUGGUAAGGGUGUUGGUGGGCAUCCGGGACAGGGACAGGGCCAGGGCCAGAGAAUGAUGUCUCUUGGUGAGUAUCCCUCUGCAAGGCAGGAUGCCUUUCUAAGGCAGGGGCGUGGAGGUGGUGGUGGGAAGGGGGGGAAGGGGGAGAAGGGGGAGAUGGGGGAGAUGGGGGCUCGUUAG
Molecule: messenger RNA, 1638 nt
Organism: Anthostomella pinea
Lineage: Eukaryota; Fungi; Ascomycota; Sordariomycetes; Xylariales; Xylariaceae
Source: the annotation of a GenBank genome assembly